Manis javanica (Malayan pangolin) is the source of this 825-nucleotide messenger RNA. NCBI's taxonomy places the organism in Eukaryota, Metazoa, Chordata, Mammalia, Pholidota, Manidae. The record is from RefSeq and is a predicted model, not a curated record.
AUGAGCCAGAAAAGGUGGAACCAGGGCGGGUCUAGGAACCAGCGUCGUAGGCGUGGCCUAAGUUAUCGCAUCCUAUUGGCGUAUGGGAAGAUCAAAGGGAGAGGGCGUGGUCAGAACGCCCUCAGCCAGGAGGACGGGGUGCGCGCGCAGCUCACUGCCCGUUCCUGGUCUCCAUUGCAGGAUUCUAGUUACCUGGAGGACUUGAGAGGCCGCUCUCUCGCCCCCGCCCUGGACUCUCCGGCGCUGCAGACUCCCCCAAGACGGGGGCCCCGGACCCCAGGGCUCAGGAGGACUCAACCAGGACCUUCCAAAAGUUUCCGCGGGGCCUUCCGAUCCCCUCGGCCAUCUCCCAAGUCUGGUCAGGCUGAUGGGGCCAGCGAGGAUUCUUUGCACCUUGAUACUGAGAAACUGAAGGAGAAGAGGGCCAUGCUGGACAAGGAGAUCGCCCAGUUAAUGUCUGAAGGCUAUAAUGUAGAUGAACUGGAGGACCAUAUCGCACAGCUGCAUGAGUAUAAUGACAUUAAGGAUGUGGGCCAGAUGCUGCUGGGAAAACUCGCCAUGAUCCGAGGUGUCACCACCAAAGAGUUGUAUCCAGAAUUUGACCUGGACAUGAAUGACUGAGCUGGGACAGGGAUGUGGACACAAGAGCCCAACCAGCACACCUCCAGGCUUUCUAGCAAGAAAGUGUCAGAAACCCUGUUCUAGAAAAUCCAGGCUGAGUCAAGAGUGGGACAGAAAAGAAGUGGUAUUCCCAUGUCUGAGGUUCCUGUGGAGGUGUGUCUGUAUCCUGUUUGUAAAUAAACGUCUGGGCGAUCUUGGUGUGAA